GGCGGGUAAGCUUUAACAAUAUUGUGUAGUGUAAAUAACUGUUUUAUUGUUUUCAUUUUGGAUGGCAGAUUAGUGUGACCGUUCGGCGCAUGGUAACGGUAUUUAGCACUAUGAAUGUGGGUAAUGGGACUGGCGAAAAAUUUAGUUUUGCUUAUUGAAAACAAAAGAUAAACAUCAUAGAUUUAAUACAUAUGUUUAAUAAAAAGUGUUUUUGGAAAGGUGGUUAAAUGCGUAUUUGUGUAGUCUUUAAAUGAACAUAUUAUUCGGAAAUUGUGUCGGCAGUUGCGACCAAAUGCCUGGUCCGCCACCAGAUUUCAUUUUGUCGAUGCCACCGCCUCCAUUACCAUCGUUUUUGAUAUCCAAGCCAAAGCAUGUAGAGACCCUGUUGCCAUCUAACGAAUCUCAGCCAUGUUUUGCUGCAUUUAUGUGCGGCCAGAAUCAUCAGCAUAAUGAGAGCGGCAAUGCCCUGAUGGAACUGGUAAGGAGCGAUACAAAGAGCUUGGAGAACAUUUGGUUCUUUGUAUCAUCGUGCAUUGGCAUAUUUGUGCUUGGAUGUUUUUUGGCCUUAAUUGUGAUUAGAUGUAAGGACUCGUUUUUCUCCUAUCACGAUGCAAAUAUAAAGCAAACGGCCAUAAAUGCUUUGGGAGAUGCAACCAAAUCGAAUGCAUUCACAUCGGGCGGCAUACUAUAUCCCUGCGCUACGGCCAAUAGUCGGGAUUUGUUGCAAAGUCAACUGGUGAACGAUAGUCGCUUGCUCUGGGCUACUUUGACACCGCAUGGCACACGGCAUUUUGUGAUUGAAAACUCACAGGAUGGUGGACACUAUGAGUCUGUUGAUUAUCGUGGCAAAGCGCAUAAUCAGGUAUUUCGCGGUUACGCAAAACAUUCGCAGUCCUUUGUCAAGUCUUUUGAUAAUAAUGGAUUUGUCGAUUAUGAUUACGAAGAUCCAACUCCAUUAAUGGAAUCCUAUCACGAUGACAUGGACUCUGGAUAUCAAGAGCCACAUGAGAUUACGGGUUCGUUGAAAAGAUCGCCAAUGCGUACUCUUGGCACAUCGCCCAUUGGACAUGAGGCAGCAGCAUCGCAUUCAAAUUGUGGACCAAGUGUUAAUCCGAAUUCUCAGGCCAUAAACACACUAUCAAUUAGCCGUAAGACCACACUAUCCCGACGCAUCAGUGAUGCAUCUUCUCACAAUGGAACAUCGAUGUAAUGUUUACUCACUGAAUCACAAGAAUUGCGUUUUAUGUAAAUUAUUAACCAGAACCACUUGGAAUACAUAAGGAAAUUGAUGGAUUGGAUAGAUGGUAAUACCUAUGUAUGUGGGAAUUGAUAAUGAUGAUCGUUCUCGGCGUCCAAUAAUAUUAAUAAUAAUAACUACAGAAUCAGUAUAUACACAAAUACACACACACACAGAUGCUGCCAUUUUUUAGUAUUAGUUGUGGAUACAUAUCGUAAGUAUGUAUCGAAUGUUUUGUGAAACUAAAAAUGUUGAUUAAGGUCUAGAUCAGCUAAUUAACUGAAACUGCUAAAACAAAAACCAAACUAUUGAAUCGCUUAUAGUAUAUACUAACUACAAUAAUUACAUA
Messenger RNA from Drosophila willistoni, 1586 nucleotides. RefSeq lists its product as uncharacterized. The transcript is spliced from 4 exons. Bases 251 to 1210 code for a protein of 319 amino acids. NCBI's taxonomy places the organism in Eukaryota, Metazoa, Arthropoda, Insecta, Diptera, Drosophilidae. The record is from RefSeq and is a predicted model, not a curated record.